Molecule: messenger RNA, 4250 nt
Organism: Venturia canescens
Lineage: Eukaryota; Metazoa; Arthropoda; Insecta; Hymenoptera; Ichneumonidae
Product: DNA fragmentation factor subunit alpha-like
Exons: 4
Coding region: 1418-2056 (212 amino acids)
Biological process (GO): apoptotic process; regulation of apoptotic process
Source: RefSeq, a predicted model, not a curated record
UUGAUGCAAACAUAGUGCUGCACUAUGCUUUUAGAUGAAGAAGAAAAGCACUCAACACGUUUUAUACCCAAGCCUCCAAGGACUCGUUGCAUUUUAUUUUUUUAUAUCCCAUCAAAUAUGCAACGAUCGAGCAACAAAAAAAUUUAUAACGUACAAAAGUGACGUUUUUUCAAACGAAACUGUGAUAAAAAUAUUUUUAUUCAUUUACUCCAAGCUAUAUUCAUAACGUGCACGUGCACGAGUCUAUAAAAAAAGUAUUUGCUCCCUUUGUUAAUACUAUUUUUUCGAAGUAAAUUCCCAAUUAGAUCUUGAAUCGUGCGCUCAAAAGCGAAGGCAAUCAGAAAAGUACUGGGCAAUGAAAACAAAAGGAAAAGCAUUCCAAAUCGAGAUGUUUCGUGUGUGUGUGUGUGUGUUUUCUUCUUUUUCACCCGAGAAUUAAACGUCAAGUAUUAUCUGUCGUUGGAAUAUUCAUACGUGUACAAGAUACCGUGAAAUAAUUUUACGUCAUCUCCUCCUCCUGUAUUUCAUCCACUUUUGAAAUUGGAAAAGAGCUCUUGUCGAGGAGAGUGCACAAGAGAAAAUACGUGCUGUCGCUGCAGCAUGAUAAAGAAAAGAGAUUGAAAAAAGACCAACGAAAAAAAAAACAACAAAAGAAAGGGAAAAAGAAAGAAUAAUAACAAUAAUAAUAAUAAUCAUCAUUUGAAACGGUAGUGGGGUAGGUUAUUGAUUUCCUCGUGGAUGCUCCGUUGAGAGGGGGUGUCACAUGACUCUAUACACACAGAGAGCAAAGUUGGCAGUAGGUAGGUGGUAUAAAUAGAAAGGGUGGUUGCACCAUUGACCCAGUGCUAGUUGGAUUAUCCCACGACCAGCACCUAGGUCGUCAACAACGUUCAACACUUUUACACCCCUACAACCGCCUUCAAAUUAUUAUUUUAUUAUGGAACGAAUCGUGAAAAUAAUAAACAAAAGGAGAAACGUAAAAACUCAUCGAAAGUGAGAGUGUUUAAAUAAACAUUUGUUCCAACAGCCAUAAGUGAACACAGUACAAUCUUCAAGACACUGCCCAUUUUUUGUCUUCGACUUUUCCCAUCGUACCAUCGGGUCACCGUUGACCAAUGCCUAAUUCAAUAAUUUAUGUAUUGUUGCCAUAAUACAUGAGAACAUGACGAAAAAAGUGACACUGAUAUAUUUUAUUUCUCAUUGAUGCUCGAAUAAUAAUUAUUAUUCAUGGUUUUGACGGUCAGCUCGUUGGAACGCUGGUGAGGAGAUCGUGAAACGGAGUCUGGAAGGUUUCAAACCUCGAUACGAGGGAAGCUAAGAAGAGGGAUCGUCGUUUCAUCUUAACCCAUUGAAAAAUUUUGUUUUUUUUCUUCAUUUUACUUAUCGCUGUGCCAUCGGAGGAUAAAGUAUCGCGUAAAUGGCUGAAAGUACAGAAGUUACCCUCGCAUCGGGGUGUAAUCCUUACAAAAUCGUCGAUUAUACAAGAGAAAAACGCAAAGGGAUAACAGCUUCGUCACUUGAGGAAUUGACCAACGUUGCACGGUGCAGACUCUCGCUCUCCGCCGAUGCCGACUUGACCAUAGUUCUCGAACAAGAUGGCACGGAAGUCGACGACGAGGAAUAUUUCGCAACCCUUGAGAAAAACACGAGUCUAAUGGUGCUGCAAGGUGAUCAGAAAUGGAACGUUCCCGGAAGUUUGAAGACCGGAUCUCGUUAUAUCGUUGUUGACAACGUUGAUAGCGCUGCCGGCGCUGCCGGCCCUGCCGGCGAAGGUUGUUGCGGUGGUAGCAGCCCGAGACGACACAGAUCUCCUAUCGAGCCUCUCGUAUCAACGUUGCACGGUGAUCCAUCUCACAUUUCGUUGCUCGGUGGUCACGAUUUGGAACUUCUCAGUGACAUGAAUCCCGAUAGUUUGGCUGAUAUCGUUCCGGACAGACUUUUCCUCGAGCAGCUAAAGGAAGCAUCGGGAAGAUUUUUGGCCGAAAAACGUCAGGCGCAGGAAUCGAUGGCAUUACUCCAGAUGUACGCAGGAGGAGGUGAGAUGGAACGAGCGUAGGCCAUGUGGGGGGUGGGCGCCCUCACAUUGGCCAACAUGUACCGCGUCCGACGUCGAAUAUUUUACAAAGGCCGUCAGCUGCAACAAACGUUGAUCCUCUUUUGGAAUUGAGCCCUUUUUAUUAUCCUGCUGAAACAACAGAGUCAACAGAAACAACAAAAACAACAAAAAAAGCUGCAUUUUUUCAUAGUCGACGAUACUCUCGUCACGUGUGGUGUGAAGCGACAAAUUCCAGUUCAUUUUAUUACGCUCCUCUUUCAAAUGGACUUAAAAGCGAAAGGAACACCGAUCCACUCACGUACAUACACAGGCACGCGUAUACGUCCUCUUAACUACAGAUAAACAAAUACACGUUUCAACGUUUUCAAUCACAAGUGUAAAGAAAGUAACGAAUACUCAAACAUAACGAGAGAAAGAGGGAGAGAAAGGAGGGUAUUGAAAUUUCUACAAACGUUUGAAAGACUACAAUGUUCUGUACGGUCACCGUAGAAAACAAAGGCCUUGAUUCGUUAUUAUAAUUCAAUCAAUCGAAUUUUUGUCUUGGGAUAUCCUUUUCCGGUUGAUACUGAUAUUUAUCGUUGAGGAUCGAAUCGAUCGAUUCAAUGAAAGCAAGUAAUACGAUUGUGAUUGAGCAAAUUUUGAGAAAAUGAUGGUCUUGAUUGUCGAUUUAUUUUGUAAAAAUUCAACGGCAUUCGAGUGUUUUUAUGACUCUCUGCAGUGAGAGAGAGAGAGAGAGAGAGAGAGAGAGAGAGAGAGAGAGAGAGAGAGAGAGAGAGAGAGAGAGAGAGAGAGGAGGGAGGGGAAGAGCUGGGCACGUGUAAAUUUUCUAAUAGAUCAUUCUUACCCCGUGUAAAACGGCGCUCUUCCAACGAGGUCUGAAAAACAUGAAUAAAAAAAAAAAACGGAGACAGAAACCAUGUGAGCUGUUUCUACCGCUUCAUAUAGCAUACACAGGAAAAUCCCUCACGGAAUCGCAUCAAUAAAUGCUCACAUGUUGGUGACAGUACAUUGUAGCAGCCGCUAUUGCUUCGUCGUAAUUUUCGUCUACCGGACAAGACCAAAGGAACACUCCACUAAAGAAAUGAAAAAUGUAAAUGCGUUGAAAAAGAGAAAGAAAAAUAAAACGAACAUAGGAUUGCAUUAUCGAGGAAGUAAUGAUAGAGAUUAUUAUAACGCUUCGAAAAAUUGUUUCGUUAUCAUGUUGCCGUAAACAGUAAUUUAGUGCCGACCGAAAAAGACGAAGAAACAGUGUUAUCUAAAUACAAGAAAUCAAUACACCAUAAAGCAAGAAAAUUAUUGAAAAAUAAUACAUACAAUGUGAAGAACAAACAGACACACACGCGCAUACCCUUAAACACGAACACUUUGUACGUAGCUGGUAUGUUAAAAGGACUAAUUUUAGUUGAACAACGUGUAAAAAUGAUUUAAGACUGAAUUUAUAGAUAAAAAAUGAUCAUAUACCCAUUUAGAUCACCAAUUCAUUGCACACAAGAAAAAAAAGAUAAUUAGCAAAGUAAUUGAAACAAGAACCCAAAGAAAUGAAAAAAGAGCUAAUCCCUUUGAUACCAAGUAAUGUUGUGCGUUUGAUAAAAAACAAACAAAAUACGAAGAAAUAUCUUCUAGAUUAAUCGAUCCAAGCGUUUCCAGGCUAUUAAUAAGAUCAACGUGCAUACAUUAUUUAUCAAUCGAUCGCCCUCUGUCUGAGAGCCCCCUUACCUCGUACCAUUACUUUUUGGUGCUCCAAUUUUUUUAUCACACGAAUUUGUCUGGCUGAGAGAUGAUGAAAAAUGCAUUGGAAGAAGGAAAACUGAACGUUGUAAUUUCUUCUCUUCAACGUUUCGAGGCUAUUCGUCCGUAAUUUAUUUGAUAUCACAUAUUGAAACGAGACUCGAACACAAAAUAAAAAAAAAACAAAAAUUAAGGAGAGGUUAAACAGUUAAAUAUGAUUCAUAGCGGAUAGCCCGGCACUCAAAAUUCAUACCCCGUGUUAUUACAAACAAAUAAAUUAUUAAGAAAUAAUACACUAAAACACAUGAACGUGGUAUACAAAAUGAGCAAAACCAGAUAAGAAUACAACGACCAGUCGAGAAAAAUAGUCAGUACGCUGAUUGAAAAUUCAAUAGGCGGAUUUGUAAUUGCCCCAAAAAAAAAACAUUACGCUACGAAUAUUACUAGUAAGGGAAACCACAUUCAC